AUGGCAAAUACAGGCCUUUUGCCUUUUGUUCGAGGAGUUGAUUUUACUUGUAAUGACUUCAGUGGUGACAAAUUCCCCGAUGCUAUUCGUUAUAUGACCGGACUUCAGUGGCUAAGGCUUGAUAAAACAAAUUUAGCAGAUAUACCAGAAGAAUUGGGAAAGCUUAUGAAAUUGGAAAAUUUAUCUUUAAAAAAGAAUAAUUUGGAAAAGUUAUUUGGUGAGCUUACUGAACUGAAGUGCUUACGCUCAUUGAAUGUAAGGCACAAUAAUGUCAAAAGCUCUGGGAUUCCUGCAGAGCUAUUUAAGCUUGAGGAGCUCACAACUCUUGACUUGUCGCAUAAUCGACUUAAGGAAGUGCCAGAAGGUCUUGACAAAGCUAAAUCAUUGUUGGUUUUGAACCUCAGUCAUAACAAAAUUGAGAGUAUCCCACCAACUCUGUUUGUACAGUUAACAGAUUUAUUGUUCCUUGAUCUCUCCAAUAAUUUACUGGAGACUCUUCCCCCUCAAACUAGAAGGCUGGCGAAUCUUCAGACCCUAAUACUUAACGACAAUCCCUUAGGACUAUUUCAACUAAGACAAUUGCCCUCACUUCAAAGCCUAGAGACAUUGCACAUGCGUAAUACACAGAGAACGCUGGCCAAUCUACCAACAUCCCUCGACACUCUCUGCAAUCUUUCGGAUGUGGAUCUUUCAAAAAAUGCAUUGACCAAAGUACCAGAUGCACUAUACACAUUGCAAAGCCUUAAAAGACUGAAUCUGAGCGACAAUGAGAUCACAGAGAUAUCUUCAGCAAUGGACAUCUGGCAGAAGUUGGAAUGCCUCAACCUCUCGCGCAACAAGUUGGCCGCCCUGCCCGCUUCGCUGUGCAAGCUGCAGAAUCUCCGGCGGCUGCACGUCGACGACAACCAGCUCGACUUCGAGGGCAUCCCGUCCGGAAUAGGCAAGCUGGGCAGCCUCGAAGUGUUCUCGGCCGCGAACAACUCGUUGGAGAUGAUACCGGAAGGCCUGUGUCGUUGCGGCGCUCUGAAGAAGCUGAACCUGAGCUGCAACAAGCUGAUCACUCUGCCGGAUGCGGUGCACCUACUGAGCGACCUCGAGAGCCUCCAACUGCACGGCAACCCAGACCUGGUGAUGCCCCCCAAGCCGGUGGAGCAACCGAGGGGAGCCGGCCUCCAGUACUACAACAUAGACUUCUCGCUGCAAGCGCAACUCCAGCUAGCAGGCGCGGCCUCCGCUGAGCCCACCACGCCGACCAGUAAACCUAAACGCUGGGACGAGAGUUUGGAGAAGCCGCCGUUGGAUUACUCGGAGUUCUUCGACGAGGACACGGGCCAGACUGCCGGUCUGCAGGUGUGGGAGAUCGAGAACUUCAUACCGGCACCAGUCGACGAGGUGGCGCAUGGCAAGUUCUUUGAAGGCGACUGCUAUAUCAUACUGAAAACAUCUAUAGAGGAGCAAGGCCAACUAUCCUGGGAUAUUCACUUCUGGAUUGGAUCGAAGGCAACGCUGGACAAGGGCGCGUGCGCGGCGAUGCACGCGGUGAACCUACGGAAUCUGCUGGGCGCGAAGCGGACGCAGCGGCACGAGCAGGGCGACGAGACGCCAGAGUUCCUCGCGCUGUUCCCCACGCCGCCCGUCUACAUCCAGGGCAGCAGGACGCCCUCGGGAUUCUUCACCGUCGACGACCCGCACUACGUCACGCGACUGUACCGCGUGCACGGCGCCGGGAGCAGCAUCCACCUGGAGCCAGUUCCGGUGGCAGCCUCCUCCCUGGACCCCAGAUACGUCUUCGUGCUGGACACAGGCCUCGCUAUCUAUCUCUGGAAUGGCAAGAAAGCGAAGAACACGCUGAAGUCUAAAGCACGCCUCUUCGCCGAGAAGAUCAACAAAGAGGAGCGCAAGAACAAAGCGGAGCUGAUCGCCGAGCCGCCAGGGAAGGAACCUCGGGCCUUCUGGAAGAUCCUCGGCUACGAGGAUGAGGAACCUUUCGUGCCUCAAGAGCACGUGGCGGAGGAUUUCGCGUGGGCACCGCCGCGGCUGUACCGCGUGGAGCUGGGCAUGGGCUACCUGGAGCUGCCCCAGCCGGAGGGCGCGCCCCUCGCCAGGGACGUGCUGGCGACGCGCAACGUGUACAUACUGGACGCGCACAUCGACGUCUUCGUUUGGUUCGGCAAAAAGUCCUCGCGGCUGGUCAGAGCGGCCGCUGUGAAACUGGCCCAAGAGCUGUUCAACAUGGUCACCAGACCGGCCCACGCCCUCGUCACCAGGCUGCAGGAGGGCACCGAAACCCAGGUGUUCAAGACCUACUUCCUCGGCUGGGAGGAGGUGAUUGCGGUCGACUUCACCCGGACCGCCGAGUCCGUCGCCCGCACCGGCGCAGACCUCGCCAGCUGGGCGAAGCAGCAGGAGACUAAGACGGACCUGUCCGCGCUGUUCACGCCGCGCCAGCCGGCGAUGCCCGCCGCCGAGGCGAAGGCGCUCGCCGACGAGUGGAACGAGGACCUGGAGGCGAUGGAGGCGUUCGUGCUGGAGGGGCGCCACUUCGUGCGGCUGCCCGACACCGAGCUGGGCGUGUUCCACAGCCACGACUGCUACGUGUUCCUCUGCCGAUACGUGCUGCCCGCCGAGGCGGAGGAGGAGAGCGCGGAGACGUGGUGCGAGGCGGAGGGCGAGGACGGCGAGGGCGCCACGUGGGUGGUGUACUUCUGGCAGGGCCGCAAGGCGCCCAACAUGGGCUGGCUCACGUUCACCUUCGGCCUGGAGCGCAAGUUCAAGCAGCUGUGCCGGCGGCUGGACGUGGUGCGCACCCACCAGCAGCAGGAGAGCCUCAAGUUCAUGGCGCACUUCCGGCGGCGCUUCGUCGUCCGCGACGGCAAGAGGAACCAGCGGACGGAGGGCGUGCGACCGCCCGUAGAACUGUUCGAGCUCCGAAGCAACGGCUCGGCGCUCUGCACCCGCCUCGUUCAGGUAAAGGCGGACGCCACACAGCUCAACAGCGCCUUCUGCUACAUUCUGAACGUACCGCUUGAGGGGAGCGGUGACGAGUCUUCGUCCAUCGUGUACGUUUGGAUCGGAAACGGAAGUGACGCCGACUCGGCGCGACUCAUCGAGCAGAUCGCAGAGGAGAAGUUCAACAAUCCUUGGGUCAGCCUUCAGGUGCUGACGGAGGGCAACGAACCGGACAACUUCUUUUGGGUGGCGCUCGGCGGUCGCAAACCUUAUGACACUGACGCCGACUAUCUGAACUACACGCGCCUCUUCCGCUGCUCCAACGAAAAGGGCUACUUCACCGUCUCAGAAAAAUGCACGGAUUUCUGUCAGGACGAUUUGGCAGACGACGACAUAAUGAUACUGGACAAUGGCGAGCAAGUGUUCCUAUGGCUUGGCGCCAAAUGCUCCGAGGUAGAGAUCAAACUCGCCUACAAAUCCGCUCAGGUCUACAUUCAACACAUGAAGACAAUGCAACCAGACCGCCCUAGGAAACUCUUCCUCACUUUAAAAGACAAGGAGUCCCGUCGAUUUACCAAGUGCUUCCAUGGCUGGGGGGAGCAUAAGAGACCUCCUGAG
This is a messenger RNA of Iphiclides podalirius (scarce swallowtail), 3567 nucleotides long. NCBI's taxonomy places the organism in Eukaryota, Metazoa, Arthropoda, Insecta, Lepidoptera, Papilionidae. The record is from the annotation of a GenBank genome assembly.